UUUCUCUCAAACUGACCAGUCUACGCUGACCGCUCUGCAGGUUGGUUCGUUAGCUGCAGAACACGCGCGACGAGCCAGCACGUAGUUCUUGUUGUUCUGUCGUUCGUAGAAGGUUGUUUGGGAUUUCCUAAACGCUCGACAUACGCUGCAGUUAUUUAAAACCGAUAAUUGUCCGUGAGGCUAUAAUGACGGCAAUACUCGCCGUCAAACGUGCCGCUAUUCUAACUUUCGUUUGUGCCCUCUUCGCAUCCGGUAGCGCUCAAGAAGUCGUUAGAAAUUCACAAUCGAACAAUGUCAACGGAAGGAGUUGCGGAGAGAACCAGUUCGCUUGUCGAAACGGGGAAUGCAUCGCGAGCGAAUUGCUGUGCGACGGAAGAGCCGACUGUUCCGACCAGAGCGACGAGACCCAGGUCGAGUGCACAAAGCCAGAGUUGACCUGUCCGGAUUACGCAUUCCGGUGUACUUACGGUGCCUGCGUAAACGGAGACGCGGUCUGCAACGGCGUCAAGGACUGCAUCGACAACAGCGACGAGGCACUUAGCAGGUGCCCGGGUAUUUCGGCAGCUGACCCUGAGGCGAGCUGCGGUAUCGGGGACUUCCGGUGCAGGAAUGGCCAGUGCAUAAACUCGACGUCUCUCUGCGACGGGAUCGUCGACUGCGCCGAUCAGAGUGACGAAACUACCAAUGCCUGCGGAUCCUUUCCCUGCAGCCAAAUGGUAUUCCGGUGCAAUUACGGCGCAUGCAUCGACGGCGACCUCACCUGCAACGGAGUCCGCAAUUGCGCCGACGGCUCGGACGAGGAUCCCUUGCGUUGCGGUGGUUCGGGCACUCCGGGGCCCGUUACUCCCGUGACACCGACGCCGACGCCACCGCCGACUCCAAGACCGUCGUCCCGGCCGCCUGUAGCGAGGCCGUCGGCUUGUCUGGUGCCGCCGCAGCCAAGUAACGGCCACUGGAAGCUCCAUCGAGCACUCUGUAGCAACGAGCUUGACUGCGAGAUUCCUCAGGGUGUCGAGCUGGAGCCUGGUACCCAGCUGGUAUACACCUGCAAUUCAAACUACAAGGCGAGAGGAAGCACCGAAGUCUUCUGCGCAGUCACGGGAACGUGGUCGAAAACACCCGUGUGCGUUGAGAUAAAAUGCAGCGCUUUGAACUCCCCGUCGACGACGGCGGCUUGCUCUUCCAAGGGCCAGUGGGUGAGCUGCGACUCCGCGGUGUCUCCGGGUACUCGAGCGCAAUUAUCUUGCCGUCAAGGAUACAUGAUGGACACGACUUCCUUCACUACUCGUAGAACGUCCGUGACGUGCAAUGCGAAUGGAAAGUGGGAACCGGAUCCCGUCAGAUGCAUACCAGUUUGCGGUAUCGCAAGAACCAACCAGACCCCACUGGUGUACAACGGAGUCAAGGCGACCAUCGGCGACUUUCCGUGGCAUGCGACCCUCUACAAGGAGGUGAACACGGUUAAAGGACCCAAAAAGGAAUUUCAAUGUGGUGCUACAAUUAUUGAGAUCAAUCUGGUUUUGACUGCCGCUCAUUGCGUCUAUGACGAGAACACCAAGACUGCGGUAUCGCCUGAGAAAUUCUUCGUCGUCACCGGAAACGCGUUCCGCGAUUAUGACUCGCCGCUACACGAUCCCAACAUCGUUCGAAAGGCCGAGGUGAAAAAUGUUUACUUGUAUUGUCAGUAUUACGGACUGAAUGGAAACUAUGCAUCUGACAUUGCAUUGCUGGAACUUCGGCAGCCGUUCGUAUUCUCUAGCAUUCUGCAGCCCGCUUGUUUGGACGUGUCUGGGUUUAGUGAGCAGAUACUGGAGCCUGGUGUCUUUGGAAGAGUUGCCGGUUUCGGUAGGACAGCAUCAGGCACUACCAGUGCCGUCCUGCAGACUCUAACUCUGCCUUACAUAUCCUACAGCCAGUGCAAGUCUUCCAGCAACAGUUCCGAGGUUGAGGUUUUCAUCAGCAACGACAAGUUCUGCGCCGGUUACACAAAUGGAUCGGCUGUGUGUGAAGGUGACAGUGGGGGUGGAUUGGUAUUCAAGAAAAAUGACUUAUGGUACGUUAUGGGGGUCGUCAGCGUUGGUCUUGGCGUAGACACCAGCAACGGAGAAAGGACGUGCGACAAAUAUUCCUACUCGCUUUACACCAAAGUCUCCACUUACAUGGCAUGGAUUCAAGACGUGAUGUUCAAUUUGAAACAAUACCAGUCUUUCCGAUCAUGCGGAUCUAAUGUCUAAAAUUGAUUGUGCAACUUGACGAUAUUCCAAAACAGUUGAUGCUAACCAUUGGGAGAAAAUUAUUCAUGUGAGAAUAGUCGUCGUUAGUUCUACUUUACGGAUCGAUUUGUAAUGCAAGGUUGUGAGAAAGAAAAUUUUCGGAAGACGUUUGUUUCUGUGCGGUAAUGGAAACUUGUUUUUUGUUUCUUCUUGAACAAGAUAUGCGAACUAGAAAUCUAAAAAGUGAAUGAGAGGAAGAUGACGAUUAUUACAGUUUGAUCAGAGAAUAACUGGAGGUACGGUGUUGGUGAAAAUAUAUGUAUAUGUACAUAAAAGCGUAUAUUGAAAUAAGACUUGAAACUACAGGAAUAACCAGCUUGAAACCUCUUGUGAUAAAAAAUAGAUUUUCAUCUGAGUAACAAAUUGACAAUGAUUAAUAUACGUACACACAAAACGUCGUCAUAAAUAAAAUAACUUACAAUUUUA
Messenger RNA from Neodiprion fabricii, 2699 nucleotides. Its product is annotated as modular serine protease-like. NCBI's taxonomy places the organism in Eukaryota, Metazoa, Arthropoda, Insecta, Hymenoptera, Diprionidae. Gene Ontology annotation, biological process: proteolysis. The record is from RefSeq and is a predicted model, not a curated record. The transcript is spliced from 8 exons. The coding region runs from base 186 to 2234 and encodes 682 amino acids. Gene Ontology annotation, molecular function: serine-type endopeptidase activity; G protein-coupled receptor activity; protein binding. Gene Ontology annotation, cellular component: membrane.